AUCAGUUGAAAAUCAUCACUCGUUCACUGCGCGUGUCGUGUCCGGGAUUUUGAAUCGACUCCUAGAAUGUUUCGCAAAUGCCUCGCCAACCUGGCCCUGGCUGCCCCCGCCCCAAGCACCCAGCAGAUAUCAAGGAUAACUCCAAUCAUUAGCCAGUUGCUGCUCCAGCGCCGCAGUGUUCAUCAAAUCCCUGUCCAGGGCAGGCCACCCAAGAUUCUGAUUACAGGUGGAUUGGGACAAUUGGGCAUCGAGUGUGCCAAGCUCCUGCGGACACAAUAUGGCAGCCACAAUGUGAUCCUUUCUGACAUCAUCAAGCCCAGUAAAGAGGUAACCGACAAUGGGCCAUAUAUCUUUGCCGAUAUCCUGGAUUUCAAGGGUCUGCAGAAGAUCGUGGUGGAUCAUCGCAUUGACUGGUUGAUCCACUUCUCGGCUCUACUCAGUGCUGUGGGAGAACAGAAUGUUCCACUGGCUGUAAGGGUCAACAUCGAGGGUGUCCACAACGUCAUAGAGUUGGCCAAACAGUACAAGCUUCGCAUCUUUGUGCCAAGCACUAUUGGGGCUUUCGGGCCCGACAGUCCCCGCAAUCCCACGCCAAACGUUACGAUCCAACGUCCGCGUACCAUUUAUGGAGUUUCCAAGGUACAUGCCGAGCUAAUUGGCGAGUACUACUACCACAAGUUUGGCCUGGACUUCAGGUGCCUCCGCUUCCCGGGAGUAAUUUCCAGUGAUCCACCAGGCGGUGGUACCACAGAUUAUGCCGUUGCCGUGUUCCAUGAUGCCCUGCGGCAUGGUAAAUACACUUGCUACCUUCGUCCAGAUACCCGACUGCCAAUGAUGUAUAUCGAGGAUUGUUUGAGAGCCCUCCUUGAAUUCAUGAGCGCGCCAAAUGAAGUGCUGAAGCGCCGCGUCUACAACGUAACCGCCAUGUCCUUCACGCCGGAAGAACUGGUGGACAAACUGAGCAAGCACGUGCCCAAUCUGCACGUGAUCUACAAGCCGGACACCCGCCAACUGAUUGCCGACUCGUGGCCACAGGUGUUUGACGACUCCGAGGCCCGGCGAGACUGGAACUGGCAGCACAAAUACGACCUAGACAACCUGGUCGACUUUAUGGUUAAGGACGUGCAGGAGAACUACAUUGACGUGGAGAACCUUAACAAGCAGACACUGAAGAUAUACUGAAACGAUCACAAGAUCACAGCCGCAUCUAGUAUUCUUAAGUACAGACAUUUAAUUGCAUUUACCGCAGCAUUUAUCUAGAGAAUACACUUUACAAAUACCAUGUACAAUUUAUCUUUGAAAAUAUAGAUCAAGUUUUUCCAUCGAAA
Messenger RNA from Drosophila bipectinata, 1328 nucleotides. RefSeq names its product L-threonine dehydrogenase (gene Tdh). NCBI's taxonomy places the organism in Eukaryota, Metazoa, Arthropoda, Insecta, Diptera, Drosophilidae. Gene Ontology annotation, biological process: L-threonine catabolic process. The record is from RefSeq and is a predicted model, not a curated record. Gene Ontology annotation, molecular function: L-threonine 3-dehydrogenase activity.